AUGGUCCUAGUUGGCGAUGGCGAUCAGUACCAGAGGAAGAUCAAACAAGGUGCCGAAAGACCCCAGACCGCAGGGAAUACAAAGCCACAGCAAGGCGACAAUUUCCAGAGCCAGGCGCCGAGAAAGCUCAGGAUGACAGAAGGUCUGAUGCAAUAUUUUAUGGAGAACUUUGAGAUUGAUACUACAAGGGAAAACCUCAAGGCGUUGGGGAAUGGAGGGACAAUGGUGGCUGAGCUUUGA
Penicillium concentricum is the source of this 240-nucleotide messenger RNA. RefSeq lists its product as uncharacterized. NCBI's taxonomy places the organism in Eukaryota, Fungi, Ascomycota, Eurotiomycetes, Eurotiales, Aspergillaceae. The record is from RefSeq and is a predicted model, not a curated record. The transcript is spliced from 2 exons. Bases 1 to 240 code for a protein of 79 amino acids.